AUGCAGGCCGUUGUCUUCAAAGGACUUUUCGAGGUUGCUCUCGAGGAGCGUCCCAUUCCUCAGAUCCAGGAUCCCACCGACGUGAUCGUCAAAGUACGCUACACGGCACUAUUAUAUAGUGAACUCCACGUCUUCCGCGGUCACCAGCCGUCCACGACCGGCUUCAUCAUGGGCCACGAAUUCACCGGAGAAAUUGUCGAAACUGGCUCAGAAGUCCACAAUUUCCAUACAGGCGACCUAAUCGUCUCGCCAUUUACCGUGAGCUGCGGGGAAUGCUUCUACUGCGUGCGGGGCUGUUCGUCUCGCUGUGCUAAAUGCCUACUCUACGGCUGUCCUAUCCUUGACGGCGGACAGGCGGAUUACGUCCGUGUCCCGUUGGCAGACUCGACGCUGGUCGCUGCACCGAAGGACAUCGAUGAGAAGAAACUUGUCCUGAUGGCGGAUAUAUUUCCUACUGGGUAUUAUGCCGCUAACAAUGCAUUUAAGGGUAUGGAUGACGCCACAGUGCAGGAAAGUACGGUGAUCCUGUUUGGGUGUGGGCCGGUAGGGAUUUGUGCUUUGAUCAGUGCACUGGAGUAUCGGCCGAAGCAUCUUAUUGCGAUCGAUAGUGUUCCGGAUCGAUUGGACUUGGCGGGACGGUUGGGUGCUGAGCCGUGGAAUUUCCAGACGCAGGCAGAUGGGCUAAGGGAGAGGGUGAAGGAGUUGACCGAGGGGAGAGGAGCUGAUGUGGCAAUUGAGGUGGUGGGACAUAGUAGUGCCUUGGCUAUGGCGUUUGAGAUGUUACGGCCUUGGGGACGGAUUUCGAGUGUGGGAGUGCAUUUUGGCGAGAUUCCAUGGACGGGCUUUCAGGCUUUCAGCAAGAACCUCCAGAUUGAGAUGGGGCGGUGUCCGGUCCGGAGCACUUUUGAGGAUGCGCUGAAGCUGUUGGUUCAGAAGCAGGAUACUCUCGAUUUCAUGGUGACUGACGUGCGACCACUCUCGACUGCUGUCACAGCAUACGACGAUUUCAACCAUAUGCGAUCGCAGAAGAUAAUUUUCGAGGGCGGAAAUCAAUCUCAUGUUGCACGUCCAUGGUGA
Messenger RNA from Aspergillus niger, 1077 nucleotides. RefSeq lists its product as uncharacterized. Gene Ontology annotation, molecular function: oxidoreductase activity; zinc ion binding. The coding region runs from base 1 to 1077 and encodes 358 amino acids. Lineage: Eukaryota; Fungi; Ascomycota; Eurotiomycetes; Eurotiales; Aspergillaceae. The transcript has 6 exons. The record is from RefSeq and is a predicted model, not a curated record.